GUCCAAAAUGUUAGACAAAAAACCAAAAAAUCAUGUCCAAAAUUUCGUUAGGCUGCCGAUAUCUCUGUUUCCCUUUCAACGACUAUCUAUUUAAUUACCGUCGUCCACAUUGUUUUUAAUAUCUUUAUUCGAGGUUGGUUUAGUUUUUUUUACCAAACUCACUUUGCUACGUUUUUGCCUUUUUGGUAUGGUUGUAUUUGUACCACCGGGAAAAAAAAGAUAAGAGGUUUGGUUGGUCGAGCUUACUGAUUAAAAAAUAUACACGUCCACCAAAUAUUAAAACAAUAUAUCCCAUUUUUCCUCCUCUCUUUUGGUAUUACAUUAAUAUUUUAUUAUUUCCCCAUUUGCUCUGUAUAUAUAAACAUAUGUCAAUAGAGUGCCUCUACAGUCAUGUUUCCAUAGACAUAAUCUCUCACCAUUGUUUUUCUCUGCAAAACUAAAGAAACAAAAAAAGAAAAAUCGGAGAAACCAAGAAAAAAGAAAUGGGAAGUGUAGAAGCAGGAGAAAAGAAGGCUUUAGGAUGGGCUGCAAGAGAUCCUUCUGGUGUUCUCUCUCCUUACUCCUACACUUUAAGGAGCACAGGAGCAGAUGAUGUGUAUAUAAAGGUUAUAUGCUGUGGAAUAUGCCAUACUGAUAUUCACCAAAUUAAAAAUGAUCUUGGAAUGUCUAAUUAUCCUAUGGUUCCUGGGCACGAGGUAGUAGGUGAGGUGUUGGAAGUGGGAUCAGAUGUGAGCAAGUUCACCGUAGGAGAUGUAGUCGGAGUCGGCGUGGUCGUUGGAUGCUGCGGUAGCUGCAAACCAUGCAGCUCAGAACUUGAGCAGUAUUGUAACAAGAGAAUCUGGAGUUACAACGAUGUCUACACCGAUGGAAAACCUACUCAAGGUGGCUUCGCCGACACCAUGAUCGUCAAUCAAAAGUUUGUGGUGAAGAUUCCAGAAGGAAUGGCGGUGGAGCAGGCUGCACCGCUACUCUGCGCGGGAGUAACGGUUUAUAGUCCGUUGAGCCACUUCGGUCUAAUGGCGAGUGGGCUUAAAGGAGGGAUUCUAGGGUUAGGUGGAGUAGGGCACAUGGGUGUGAAGAUAGCUAAAGCAAUGGGACACCAUGUGACUGUGAUAAGCUCAUCAGAUAAGAAAAAAGAAGAAGCUAUCGAACAUUUAGGAGCUGACGACUAUGUGGUGAGCUCUGAUCCAGCAGAGAUGCAAAGACUCGCAGAUUCCCUUGACUACAUCAUUGACACCGUACCGGUGUUUCACCCUCUCGACCCUUACUUGGCUUGUCUUAAACUCGACGGGAAAUUGAUUCUCAUGGGUGUUAUCAACACUCCUCUUCAGUUCGUGACCCCUCUCGUCAUUCUUGGGAGGAAAGUGAUAUCAGGGAGCUUUAUAGGGAGCAUUAAAGAGACAGAAGAAGUGUUGGCUUUCUGCAAAGAGAAAGGGCUUACGUCGACGAUUGAAACUGUGAAGAUCGAUGAGCUUAACAUUGCGUUUGAGAGGCUUCGCAAGAACGAUGUUCGUUACAGAUUUGUGGUUGAUGUUGCAGGAAGUAAUCUGGUGGAGGAGGCUGCAACAACUACAAACUAAAGAGGGCAGGGCACAUUGAUACAUGAACGAAAAAUUGUAACGGGCUUGUUUGUCCAACGAAUGUUUUGUUGUUGUCUUUUUCAAAUGGUUCAAACACGAAUGCUUUGGCUUUAUUUUUUUCUAAUCAAUGUGGAUUUUCUGUUUACGUGUGUUUGUCACAAGAAAAUCAUUAUGAUAAGAAUUUUCUUCCACUUGAACUCAAAUUUGUUAACAAUUCUGAAUCUGAAUUAUGG
Messenger RNA from Arabidopsis thaliana (thale cress), 1813 nucleotides. RefSeq names its product GroES-like zinc-binding alcohol dehydrogenase family protein (gene ATCAD4). The transcript has 5 exons. NCBI's taxonomy places the organism in Eukaryota, Viridiplantae, Streptophyta, Magnoliopsida, Brassicales, Brassicaceae. Gene Ontology annotation, biological process: lignin biosynthetic process; phenylpropanoid biosynthetic process. Gene Ontology annotation, molecular function: cinnamyl-alcohol dehydrogenase activity; oxidoreductase activity, acting on the CH-OH group of donors, NAD or NADP as acceptor; coniferyl-alcohol dehydrogenase activity. The record is from RefSeq and is marked reviewed. The coding region runs from base 483 to 1580 and encodes 365 amino acids.